Choloepus didactylus (southern two-toed sloth) is the source of this 4533-nucleotide messenger RNA. RefSeq names its product zinc finger protein 674 (gene ZNF674). NCBI's taxonomy places the organism in Eukaryota, Metazoa, Chordata, Mammalia, Pilosa, Megalonychidae. Bases 1758 to 3371 code for a protein of 537 amino acids. The transcript has 4 exons. The record is from RefSeq and is a predicted model, not a curated record. Gene Ontology annotation, biological process: regulation of DNA-templated transcription.
GGAAACAGCCUAAUCAAAAGGUCCCACCCAACAAUAGGUCUGCCCCCACAAGAUUGGAUUAAAAGAACAUGGCUUUUCUGGGGUACAUAACAGAUUCAAACCAGCACAGAGAGGAAAUCCAGUUUUGUGGUGAAUGGUUUUUUUCCCUUAAAUGCUGAGCCAUAUUUUCAUAAUGAUGCCUUUCUCUGCAGUGGUUUGAGAUGAUACUUUUAUAAUGGACUAUUUAUUUGAUUUAUUUCAGACACUGGGUAUUAUUUACCUUCCACCAUCAUCAUCCUUAUUACUGAUGUAUAACAUUGAAUAUGAGGUUAACAACUCUUUCUACUUCCCUCUGGAAAAAUGACCUUGGGUUUUCCUGCUUUUAGUUUUGUGUCCCUGGAAACUUAAUAAUGUUGAAAUGACAGCUGUAUUACCAGGCAACAUUACUUACGGUAAAAAUGACCCCUAAUUGGCAGUAAACAAACUGCAUCUGGACUGAGAGGACUUGAAUAAACUAUAAAUAGCUGGUGGGAAGCAUUGGUUUGGGUUUCCGUGAGUACAUUGUAACUGUUGUUACUGGGCAAGUCCUUUGCCGGGAUCCUGGAAGCCAUGUCCAUGGGACUGCUACAAGAGAUAUUAGCAUAUGGAGCAGCUUAGGGCUUCUAAGCCAGGUGGCUCCCUGCACUAAGCAGUGUGCUCUUGUUCCCUGGCACCUAAGCUGCCACUAAGAAGGGGUGGGGGGAAUCACAGGGCAGUGGAUUGGGCUGCGAACAGCUCCUGGAUCACUCAGAGAACUCCUGCUGGAGAAACAUACUCAACACUGCACUUCUGGCACACUGCAUUUCCUGUCUUGUAUUCUUCAGAGCCGAGCAAACUGGUGCCUGCCUGGUGUGGCCUAUUUGGGCCUUGUGAGUAUAUAAUGUCUCUUUGAAUUUAAGACUACCACCUGUGAGGAAGACAGGUUGACUUCCAGAGUAUAAAUAAAUGGGUUAUUGGUCUUUGAUAGGAAUUAGGGUACUUAUCAGAAGUGAGAACUUGUUUGGUGGUGACAAGGACCAAAACAGAUCUUUCCCCCUUUCCCUCAAUCUGCUGACCAGGCCAGACACAAACCCACCAACUUCUGUUCUUUCUCUCAUGAUUAAUGAGCUUAGAUUAGAACUGUUUGUUCUACCUCUAUAUCCCCUAUAGAGCUUUCUCUGUCAGUCCCAUCAGAAUUGACUCCUUCUACCAUGUUGCACUACCUGUACCCAGUCAUACAAUUGUCAUUAGCCUUGUAAGGCAGGACUUUGUCCCUUCCUCCAUUCUUUCCUUUCAUAUAUAUGUAUAGAAGUGUUUUUUUUUUCUUUCACUCUACUAGACUGAACCUCUCUGAAUUCUGGAGGUAUAUUUUAUUAAUCUUUACCCUCUUGGGACUUACCAGCUUGGUUCUGUCUUCAAUGAAUAUAUGCUGAAUGAUGAAUAUCCAGGGUAAGAUAUUUCUAACACCCUACUCUUCCUCCUAAAAAGUUUCAAAUAAUUUUGGUAACAUAAACACUUUAUAUAAAAUACCAUGUCAAAUUCUGAACAGAGAACAAGAUGAAAACAAGUUUACACAGAAAGGCAAUACAGUGUGGUGUUUAAAAACAUGGACUGAAAAAUCAGGCUACCUGGAUUUGAAUCCCUAAUGACUAGCUGUGUAACCCUGGGAAUCAUUGACCUUCAAGGAUGUGUUUGUGGACUUCACCCUGGAGGAGUGGCAGCAACUGGACUCUGCUCAGAAGAAUCUCUACAGGGAUGUCAUGCUUGAGAACUAUAGCCACCUGGUCUCAGUGGGAUAUCUAGUUGCCAAACUAGAUGCAGUCUUCAGGUUGGGACAAGAAGAGGCCUGGAUGGCAGAUGGAGAAAGCGCAGUGCAGAGUGGUCAAGAAGUCUGUCAAGUUGAUGACCAGAUAGAUGACUACAAGGAAAGCCAAGACAAUCCUCUGUGGCAAGUUGCAUCCAUAGACAAGAGAACACUGAAGGAUGAAAGUGGUCAAGAAUGCAGAACAUGUAGAAAAUUCAUUUAUCUGAGCACAGGCUUUGUUUCUAUAGGAAAAAGUCUCCCUAAAUUUCAUUCAUGUGGAAGGUGUUUAAAACAUAAUUCAAACUUUCUUAGUCAAAAGAGAAGCUAUGUAAGAAAGAAAGACGAUGAAAGUAAGACACAUUGGAAAUUGUGCUUCCAUUCUAGUCUUGAUAAAGCUCAACCUGGAGAGAAGUUCUUUGAACCUAAUCAACAUGGAAAAGCCCUCCAACAUAAGCAAACCCUUAAUAAAAGUCAGCGAAUUCAAACUGGGGAGAAACUCUUUGAAUGUACUGAAUGUGGGAAAGUGUUUAUCCAGAAAGCAAACCUUGUUGUGCAUCAGAGAACUCACACUGGAGAGAGACCUUAUGAAUGCUGUGAAUGUGCAAAAGCCUUCACCCAGAAGUCAACUCUCAUUGCACACCAGAGAACUCACACAGGGGAGAAGCCCUAUGAAUGCAGUGAAUGUGGGAAAACCUUUAUUCAGAAGUCAACUCUAAUUAAACAUCAGCGAACUCAUACAGGAGAGAAGCCAUUUGAAUGCAGUGAAUGUGAAAAAGCCUUUAAGAGUUCAUAUCACCUUAUCAGACAUGAAAAAACACACAUUCGAAAAGCAUUUUAUAAAGGUUCCAAAUGUGGUAAGACCAGCCUUACAUAUCAAAGGACUCAUACAGGUGAGAAACCUUUUGAGUGCGGUAAACAUGGGAAAGAUAUUGAUGAGAAGCUCACCCCCAUUGCACGUGAGAAAGUUUAUUCGAAAGAGAAACCUAAUGAGUGCAGUAAAUGUGGGAAAAGUUUCAGAGGAAAAUCACACCUCUCUGUGCAUCAAAGAAUUCACACAGGAGAGAAACCUUAUGAGUGCAACAUAUGUGGGAAGACUUUCAGUGGAAAGUCACACCUCUCUGUACAUCAUAGAACUCAUACAGGCGAGAAACCCUAUGAAUGCAAAAGAUGUGGGAAAGCCUUUGGUGAGAAGUCAACCCUUAUUGUACAUCAAAGAACUCAUACAGGAGAGAAACCCUACAAGUGCAAUGAAUGUGGGAAAGCUUUCAGUGAGAAGUCACCACUGAUUAAACAUCAGAGAAUUCAUACAGGAGAGAGACCCUAUGAAUGCAGUGACUGUGGGAAAGCCUUCAGUAGGAAGUCAACUCUCAUUAAACAUCAGAGGAUUCAUACCGGGGAAAAACCCAAUGAAUGCAGUGAAUGUGGAAAAGCCUUCAGUGUGAAAUCAACUCUCAUUGUACAUCACAGAACUCAUACAGGAGAAAAACCUUAUGAAUGCAGGGAAUGUGGGAAAGCCUUCAGUGGGAAGUCAACUCUUAUUAAACAUCAAGAGAAGUCAUGCAAGAGAUAAAAUCUUUGAAUAUACUUGAUACUUGAGAUUGGGAUAAUUUUACCAGUAGUUUUACCUCAUUGUAUUAUAUACCAAAUCCUUCAUCCUGGGGAGUAACCUUGUAAAUCUAAAGAAUAUCAGAAAUUAUUUAUAUAUUUGUUUAAUGUUCAUUUAACUUCAUAAAAGGCAGAAAGCAUGCAAUAAAUAUGAUAAAUUCGAAGAAUUGUAUAUCAAAGAUUCUUAAAGGGGCAAAACUGUAAGUGUCCUAAUAUGGUAAAUCGUAAGAAAGAAUUUAAAUAACAUUGUCUAAAAGAGUAUGCUGAUGAAAAAUUUAAUGAGUUCAUAAAACUGUGUUAGAAAUUAUGAGGGAAAUCAUGUUCCAGCUUCUGUAACAAGCAUUUUGUGGAAAAGGCUGCAGAAGUUGCAAACAAGCAUUCAAUUAUAAAGUUAUGUUCACUGUGGGGUAGAGUAUGAAGUUUUUGAAAGGAGAACAAUAUAUACAAAAUAUAUCUGUCCUUGCUGGGGCAACCUCCCACGUUUAUUCCUUAAACAAAUAGAAAAAGUGCUUCCUUAAAUAGGGUGAGAGAUGAGUCAGCAGGAUCCCCAAAGCAAAGGAACUCAGACAGGAGAGCUUAUACCUACUCUUCCCUCUUCAGAGCAAAAAGCAAACUUCUUACAGAAAAGGCAUAUAGGAAGCUUUGAUGUGCCUUGCUUGAGAACAAUGAUUACAACUUAUUGUUCUGUCUUUUCUGUAUUAUGUUUGAGGAUUUGGGGUAAUGUCCAUAGUAAGCUGUUAAGUGAAAAAUAUUUUAAAACGGUGUACUGUAUGAUUUGCAUUGUAUAAAAUACACAGAGAGAGGAAGGAUAUGCACCAUUAUGAUAACAGUGUUUCUGGGUGGUAGGAAUAUAGGCAAUUUUAUGAUUAGUGAAAGUUUUAUAUAUAUAUAUAUAUAUAUAUAUAUAUAUAUAUACACACACACACACAUAUAUAUUUGUAUUAUGUCUCUUUUAGCCAUGUGCGUGUGCAUUUGCGUGUGUUUGUGUAGAUAGAGAAAAAAGCUAGGAAGAAAAUAUGCCAUGUUAAGUAUGUUACCAUUUUGAGUACUGGAAUUCUUGAUUAUUUUAAAUUCUUUUUUAAAUGUAGUCUCCAGGAACUACCAAUAAAAUAUAUUGUUUAAAGUAA